ACACGUUCUCUUAGAGGAGGAAGAGUUCAAUUGUCUGAUAAUCAUAUUAGGCCAUUAAUUUUAUUGAGCUGCCCUUGUUGAUCUCAGUAAUUAAUGUCGGUUUCUUGUGGAGUUGAAUGUGUGUUGGUCUUUGGUUGUCUCCGUUGGGCAUGGAAACGCUGCACAUACAUCGGCAAUGACGACAGUGCCACGUGGCCAUCAGCAACCUACGAGGAAUUCGAACCAGUGCCACGUCUCUGCCGUAUAAUUCUUGCAGUAUACGAACCAAAUCUCCGUAACCCAAAGUACCCGCCAGCUGGCGGGUACAGGUUAAACCCGGAUUGGGUCGUUAAACGGGUCACAUAUGAACAAACAUCAGGUCAAGCGCCCCCGUGUUUGAUCUACUGUGAUCACGAGCACCAAGAGAUUGUGCUCGCGAUUCGGGGGUUGAAUUUAUUGAAUGAGAGUGAUUAUAAAGUUUUGUUGGAUAAUAGGUUGGGACAACAAAUGUUUGAUGGAGGGUAUGUGCAUCAUGGGCUGUUGAAAUCUGCUGUUUGGGUUUUGAAUAAUGAGUCUGAGACUUUGAAGAAACUUUGGAUUGAUAAUGGAAAGAGCUACAAGAUGAUAUUUGCAGGGCAUUCUUUGGGUUCUGGUGUGGCGUCGUUGCUGACAAUAAUUGUGGUGAAUCAUAAAGAUAGAUUAGGAGGAAUUCCAAGGAGUCUUGUUAGGUGUUAUGCAGUUGCACCAGCAAGAUGUAUGUCACUCAACUUGGCUGUUAAGUAUGCUGAUGUAAUACACUCAGUCAUAUUGCAGGACGAUUUCCUGCCAAGAACAGCCACGCCGCUCGAAGAUAUAUUUAAAUCCAUCUUCUGUUUACCCUGCUUGAUAUUUUUGAUAUGCUUGAGAGAUACCUUCAUUCCUGAGGGCAGAAAACUCCGAGAUCCAAGAAGACUUUAUGCACCUGGCCGAAUGUAUCACAUUGUAGAAAGAAAAUUUUGCAGAUGUGGGAGGUACCCUCCAGAUGUUAGAACUGCUAUCCCUGUUGAUGGAAGAUUUGAACAUAUUGUCUUAUCAUGCAAUGCUACAUCUGAUCAUGGAAUCAUUUGGAUAGAAAAAGAAUCUGAAAAGGCAUUUGCAAGACUUAAGGAGGCUAGUGCUGAGACCGCUACAACUCCCCCAAAAGUGCAGAAAAUUGAAAGGCUGAAAACAUUAGAAAAGGAACACAAGGAUGCACUCGAAAGAGCUGUCAGUUUAAAUAUACCACACGCUGUGGGCGUAGAUGAAGAGGAAUCCUCAACACAGAAAGAGGAAGAAUGCAUGCAUGAUAUAAGUAUAAGUGGGGAGGCAUCUGAGAAACAGGGCGAAGAUGCAUCUACAAGCAAAGCCCAAGGCAGUGAUUCAAGAACUAACUGGAAUGAAGUAGUUGAGAAGCUUCUCAGUAGAGACGAAACUGGGAAAUUACGAUUAAAGAGAGAAGAAGCAACUGGUGCCCAGUAGCAACUCUGUUCCAAGGUUCUUUUCCUCUCUUUUGUCUAUGAUUGUUGUAUGUUUGAGAAAAGCAUUAGUCAGAUUCCAGCAGCUCAUAAUUCUUUUAUAUCGAUAUAGCCCUGUAAUGUACAACCACUACCACCAGUAAUGUACAAUCUGCAGCCCCAUCAAAACUGCGGUUUCAAAUUCUUUUGUGCUAUAGUUCCUCGUAGAAUUAGGUUCAUGAAUUCGUGAUGUUCAUUUGACAUUC
Messenger RNA from Lycium ferocissimum, 1717 nucleotides. RefSeq lists its product as uncharacterized. Gene Ontology annotation, biological process: lipid catabolic process. Lineage: Eukaryota; Viridiplantae; Streptophyta; Magnoliopsida; Solanales; Solanaceae. Bases 94 to 1476 code for a protein of 460 amino acids. The transcript is spliced from 6 exons. The record is from RefSeq and is a predicted model, not a curated record.